AUGAAGAUUCUCGUUCAGACGAGCAAACAUGUCCUUACCACAACACAACAAGAGCGGAAGAUGCAUGUCUGCUUUGGAGGUUCCUUGCGGCUGCUGCUGACCUUGCCGAUCAAGAUUAACGUACACACCAGGGAGAGCGUCGACUCCAUUCCCUACGAUACUCCAUGGACAAGAGAACAUGCCGAAGUUCUCAAGGACAGGUGGGAUUUCAUCAUCACCACCACCACCAUCAUCAUCACCAUCAUCAUCAUCACCACCACCACCACCACCACCACCACCAUCACCACCGUCACCACCACCGCCAUCCUUCUCCUCCUCCUCCUCCUCCUCCUCCUCCUCCUCUCCUUCUUCUUCUUUUCUGAUGAUGACGAUGCUUGCUGCUGCUUGGUUCUUGGUUCUGCUGCUCCUGUCCUCCAACUUGCUGCGUUUCUACCUUGCAGGUGCUGCCCAAGUCACGAGUGGACCUGUCGAGAGUUCACGACGACGAGGAGCACGUUGCAUGCAGGAAUUUUGCAUGCGGUAGAACGGGGGACGGCAAGUCGGGAGGAGAGGAAGGAGAGCGAGUGUGCUGCCGGACCCUCUCGUGUCGAUCUCUCAACCCCUCGCCUCCUGAUUUUCAUUGUUGGAGUGCCUGGCUCGGGGAAGACCGCUAUUCUCAAGCGCAUAGCUAAGAACAUGAUCAGGCUGCACCAGCAGGGAAAUCAAGACCCGACGCUCGAACAAGUCCUGCAGCAGCUGGACAGGAACUGGAGGAAGGGCCCGCCUGGGCAUGGCGGGGGCUGCGACGAGACGCACGUGCACGUGUCGGCGGACGAGAUGAAGACAAUGCUGUCCUCGGAGAGCGUAUGGAGUCCGACGACAAGAGGACACGUCAUCAACGACGACGACAUGACCAGAAGGGCCAACGAGUUGCGGGACGACAAGAGCGAGCAAGACGUUCUGGUGCACUCCCAGUACCUCCACCGCGAGUCAAUCUUUCUGGCGGACGAGAUGUUCCUGCUCGGGGUCAGGCGCAGGAGGCACAUGGUAAUGGAGAAGACGAUGACAAGCUUCCAGCAGGUUGACAAGUACAUUGACAUUGUCAACAACUGCUCUGCUGGGUCCCCUGCUGGGCCCUGUGAAGCCUCCCCGAACUUCAAAGUCGUCAUCCUGGCAGCAGAGGCCGAGCUGGACGCAUGUUUGCGGGCCAACGACCAGAGGCGUCAAAGUGGACACGUGCUGACUCGCCGCCAGAUCCAAACGCAGCACCAGCGUUUCCGCCGCACUGUCGAGCAGCUGCUGGGCAGAUCUCGACAGGGCAGCAAGGAGGGGCCGUCAACCCUGACCCUGUGGGUCUUCGACACGACACCCGUGCUCGAGAGCCUAAUGAGGAAGGAGGGUCUGCUGGAGGCCAGCAAGAGGAUUCGGCUCAAGUCAAAGUCAGUCAUCAGCGUAUAA
This is a messenger RNA of Guillardia theta CCMP2712, 1437 nucleotides long. RefSeq lists its product as hypothetical. Bases 1 to 1437 code for a protein of 478 amino acids. NCBI's taxonomy places the organism in Eukaryota, Cryptophyceae, Pyrenomonadales, Geminigeraceae. The record is from RefSeq and is a predicted model, not a curated record. The transcript has 14 exons.